GUAGAACGAGUCCGCCGAGACUCCGCCCCCUCCCGGGCCCGACGCGAGCACGUUGGGUAGCCGGGGCCGGUUGAAAAGCCGCCCGAAUCUGCCGCGGCUCCCGGGGCUAGAAGCACACUUAGAGCCGCGGUGGCGGUUAAGAGGCGUCUCUGUGGCUGGAGUGCGGCCCCUGGGGGUGGAGGGGCCGGGUGGGCCGAGAAGAACUCGGCGGCCUGGCCCGCCGCCCUUCCCCCCAACGCCCGUCGACCUUGCGGGCGGAAGCUUCCUGGAGCACCUCACGCCCGCGCGAUGGCGACUGCUGCGGAGACCGAGGCCUCUUCGACGGACGCGAGCUGGGAAAGCGGUGGCUGCGGCGGCGGAGACGACGGGAUGAAGCCAGCGCUUCCGGAGCUUGAGUCCUCCCUACAAAAUGGCGGCGGCGGCGGCUUCACCACCGCGGAGCUCGGCGGCGGCGCGGGGCCUGAGGAGACCGUGGCAGCCGAAGCCUCCCGGAGCCACGGCCACGAGCAGCCUCAGGACACGUCCGAGGCGGCCGCGGCCGCUCUGCCCAAAGGCGCCGAAGAGCCGGAAAGGCCUUUUAGGCGGAUUUUUCAGAUCCCCAGGAAGAGCAGAGAAAAGAAAGCUCUUUUCCAGUCAUUAACUCCAGGCUCUCGAGAAUUUGAAGAUGUUUUAAAUAUUCUCCAUUCAUCUUACCUUGAACCAUCCUCAGCAACAAAUUUUAACUAUAGACGAGCUUGCUUGAUACAUAAUGAACUUCUGGAAAAAGAGUUUACAGAAAAGAGAAGAGAAUUGAAGUUUGAUGGUCGUUUAGAUAAGGAACUUUCAGAAUCUUAUGCAUUUCUUAUGGUUGAUCGGUACCAGGUUCAGAGCAUAUGUGAAAAAGGAUUGCAUGUGGGCCAGUCCAAAAUAACAGUUCUUGGCAGCCCUUCCAUGGGUAUCUACCUUUGUAGGUAUGCAGAUCUCUUACAGGCUAAUCCUUUGGAAGCUGGGGCAGUAGGCGAUGUUGUUAUUUUUAAAAUAAUGAAGGGUAAAAUAAAGAGUAUUUAUGAUCCUCUGACUGUAAAAAGCUUGGAAUCCAUGUUAAGUAAAAAUGUUUUGGAUCCUACACCUAAGCAUGAAUGUCAUGUGUCUAAAAAUGCCAGUAGAAUUACAUCCCUUUUGGCAUAUAGAGCCUAUGAACUUACUCAGUAUUAUUUUUAUGAGUAUGGUUUUGAUGAAGUAAGACGAAGACCAAGACAUGUUUGUCCAUAUGCAGUUGUGUCUUUUACUUACAAAGAUGAUGUACAAACUCCAAAGUUUGUGUCUUCAUUGAGAUCUAACAGCUUUAAUGCAGAUAGAAACAUAGAUAAGUUUAACUAUACCUUGUGGAAAGGACAACUUUUAAAUAAAGGAAAGCUUCUGUGUUAUAUUUCUUUGAGGUCAGCCAAUCGUGCCUUUUUACCUGUCAAGCUUCCUGAGAAGUUAGAUGUUGAAACAGUUAUGAGUAUUGAUUGUUUGAAACAGAAAAUUCCUCCUUCAUUUUUUUAUAAAGACACAUACGUGGGUCCUAAUGAAGUUUUAAAGAAUGGGAUGUAUUGUAGCCUUUAUGAAGUUGUAGAAAAGACAAGAAUUGGAAGUAACAUGGAGUGUUUACUGCAAAAACUGGAGAAAGAAAAACUUGUUCUUGUUAAACCUUUAGGAGACCGAGGAUACCUUUUUCUUCUUUCUCCUUUCCAGAUGGUUUCUCCAUAUGAACAUCAGACUGUCAAGUCACGAAUUCUGCAUGCUUUGUUUCUGUUUCAAGAACCUAGAUGCCUAAUUAUCACACAAAAAGGUAUAACGAAUACAACACCACUGGAGAGGCAUGAGAACUUACCAGAUAUAUUAAAAAUAACUCAGUUUUUACAGUUUUCUCUGAUUCAAUGUAGAAAAGAAUUCAAAACUAUAAACACUAUACAUUUUUAUUCUGUUGUUGAAAAGUAUGUAAGUGAAUUUUUUCAGCGAGGUUUUGGUUCGGGUAAGCGAGAGUUUUUUAUGUUUUCAUAUGAUUCACGAUUAGAUGAUAGAAAAUUUCUAUACUCAGCACCAAGAAAUAAAUCCCACAUUGAUGACUGCUUACAUACCUAUAUUUAUCAGCCAGAAAUGUAUCAGUUACCUAUUUUUAAAUUAAAAGAGUUAUUUGAAGAAAAUCAGAGACGUCAACAAUUUAGUCCACUUUCAGAUUAUGAAGGUCAAGAAGAAGAACUGAAUGGUUCAAAACUGAAAUUUGGAAAACGGAAUAAUUCAAGGGAUGAAACUACUGAACCUGGACAGCAAAAGUCAUCUCAUUCUUUGGAUUAUGAUAAGGAUAGAGUCAAAGAAUUGAUUAAUUUAAUUCAAUGUACGAAAAAAAAUGUGGGUGGGGAUCCAGAUACAGAAGAUACAAAAAGCAAAACUGUCUUGAAGAGGAAGCUUGAAGAUCUACCUGAAAAUAUGAGAAAGUUUGCCAAAACAAAUAAUUCCUCUGAAAAUCAUCAUCUGUAUGAAGAAUCUCCACAGUCCACUGGCUUACUUGGACAUGAUCCUAACUUGAGACUGCAGCAGGAAGAUGCAUGCAACACUGGAGACAUCCACAAGCUUUAUAAUUGGCUUUCGGAAGCACUAGCAAAUGCACGACACUCAGAUGGAUUCCUGACAGAUACAGUCAACAAGGCCUUAGGAUUGAGUAGCAGUGGUUCCUAUGAAGAGCUAAAGCAAAAGUGUGAUUAUGAGUUGAACCCUACUUUAGAUAAAAAAGAAUGUGAGCAGCCUGCUUGUACAAAAAUUGAAAAUGUGCAUUUUAAGGAUGCUCAGAGCCCAUUGCUAGAAGUUGAUGCAGCAGCAUCUGUUAAGUAUCCUACUCUUCUAUCUAGCAGUGAGGAUCUGAAUUUAAUUAAUGUCAAUAAUUUUGAAGAGUGCAGUCUCUGUCCCACUGUUUCCAUUGAGCGUGGAUUCCUUAGACAAAAUUCUAAGUCAAAUGAUGAUGAAGAGACAGAAAUACAUUGGAAAUUGAUUCCAAUUACAGGAGGGAAUGCAGGAAGCCCAGAAGACCAGCAUGGGAAACAUGGUGAGAAACAAGCACCAGGAAUGAAAUCACCAGGAGAACAGCUGGUGUGCCUGCCACCAGCGGAGGCCUUUCCUAAUGAUCCCCGGGUCAUCAAUAGAGAAAGAAGCUGUGAUUACCAGUUUCCAUCCUCUCCAUCUACAGAUACUGUAAAAGGUACCACUGAAGAGGACACAGUAGCAGCUCAGGUGAUGACAGUGGAAGAGCAGUGUGUGCCAGCAGCAGAGCUUCCUACAGUGAGCGAGACUACAGAGAAUACAGUGUUAGCAGAGUUUCAUCUCUUCUCUAGAAAGAUAGAAGCGGUUUUGAAGCAGAAGAAUGUUUCAUAUGUUAGGACAGUUUCCACACCUAUCUUUUCCCCACAAGAGAAGAUGAAUCGCUUUUCUGAGUUUACAUAUUCUAAGACUUCUAAAGCUGGUGUACAGGAAUUUGUAGAUGGUUUGCACGAAAAACUAAGUACUGUUGUUAUUAAAGCAUCAGCUAAGAGUGUGAAUUUGCCAUCAGUAGUAAGCCCUAACCAUUCUCAUACUACAACAGCAUUGAAUUCUCUGGGAAGGCAUGUUGUAUCAAUUUCCUCAAGUGACUUCAACAGUAAAGACUUUUUUGAACCACUCUGUUCUGAACAUUUAAAAGAUAACAGCUCUAAAGAACAGUAUUCCUCUUCAAUGGAAGUAGAAAUGAAUCAGCUGCACCACUGCAAAGAGUUAAUAUUGACUUCUGAUCACACUGUACCUGGUGAUACUGUCCUGGAACCCACAGAAAAAGAAAUAACAAAAUCACCCAAUGAUAUAACCAUUUCUGCACAACCAGCACUUUCAAAUUUUAUAAGCCAGUUAGAACCUGAAGUAUUUAAUAGUUUGGUUAAAAUCAUGAAAGAUGUCCAGAAAAAUACUGUGAAAUUUUACAUUCAUGAAGAAGAGGAGAGUGUGCUUUGCAAAGAAAUAAAGGAGUAUCUUACCAAAUUAGGCAAUACAGAAUGUCAUCCGGAUCAGUUUUUGGAAAGAAGAUCAAACUUGGAUAAACUAUUGAUUAUUAUUCAAAAUGAAGACAUUGCAGGUUUCAUUCACAAGGUACCUGGCUUGGUGACUUUAAAGAAGCUCCCAUGUGUUAGUUUUGCUGGUGUUGAUAGUCUGGAUGAUGUUAAAAAUCAUACAUACAAUGAGUUAUUUGUAUCGGGUGGCUUUAUUGUAUCUGAUGAAUCAAUUCUAAAUCCAGAGGUUGUCACAAUUGAGAGCCUUAAAAUUUUUUUGACAUUCCUUGAAGAACUUAGUACUCCAGAGGGGAAAUGGCAAUGGAAAAUCCACUGUAAAUUCCAGAAGAAACUAAAGGAACUGGGCCGAAUGAACACAAAAGCUCUAAGUCUGCUGACUCUUCUGAAUGUGUAUCAGAAGAAACAUCUGGUUGAGAUUUUGUCUUAUCACAGCUGUGAUUCACAAACUAGAAAUGCUCCAGAAAUGGACUGCCUUAUUAGGCUUCAGGCUCAGAACAUACAGCAGCGACACAUAGUCUUUCUAACAGAGAAGAAUAUCAAGAUGGUUUCCAGUUAUACAGAUAAUGGAAUUGUAGUUGCAAGUGCUGAAGACUUUAUGGAAAACUUUACAAGUCUUGUGGGCUAUCACAACUCAGUCACAGAAGAAAGUCUGCUGCCGCCGCCACUGCCGCCGCCACCGCCGCCGCCGCCACCACUUGGUGCUAAUGAGAAUCUUGAGUCACAGUCAGCUCUUUUAGAAAACGAUGAAAAGGAUGAAGAGGAUAUGUCUCUGGAUUCAGGGGAUGAAAUCUCACAUAUAGAAGUAUUCAGCAAUGUUCAUUCAGAAAUAUUGGCGAGAGAGACCAAAGGAUCAAGUGGAACAGAUCAAAAAAAGAAUAUUCAAAUUGAAUUGCAGUCAUCUCUUGAUGUGCAAAACAAUUUAUUAGAAGAUAAGACUUAUUUAAUUGAUUGUGAAGAGAGAGCUCCUAUUGAUAGAGUAUGCUCUGAAGGAGAGAACAGCAAUUCAGCAGAACAAGAUUCCUAUAGCGACUUUCAGGCUUACCAAAAUCAAUUAAAAAUGUCCCAUCAGUUUAGUCAUUUUAAUGUUCUCACGCAUCAGACGUUUCUGGGGACACCAUAUGCCCUUUCAUCAACUCAGUCUCAAGAAAAUGAAAAUUACUUUUUAUCUGCUUACAAAAACUUGGAUACAGAGAAAUCUCCAUUAAGUUAAGGAUGUGUUCAAGGAGAAAUUACAGUAAUUUAAAAAAAUAGGUUGUUGUGGACUUUUCAGUUUCUUAAAAGUGAAUUGAUGAGUUAUAAACAAGUUUCUUGGCCUUUCUGAAAUUUUUUUCUUUCCCAUUUAUUUAAAUCAUGAUGGCCCUAUAACAUUUGAAGCAUCUGAAAAUUGAAAUAUAUUUUUUGACAUAUUGUAAUCAGAUUAUCUCAUGUUAGCACCUUUCAGUUUUACAUCUGUUACCUGUACUUGGGCUUCAAAUUGAAGUCUGUUUUAUAUGUAAAAUUUGAUGUUUAUAAAAGAAUGGUAAAUAGUAAUGACUUUCUUUAAUGUCAGAUGAUAACUAAUUUUGCUGAAAUGUCAACUAUUUAUUUUGAUUAAAGCUUUUGUAUAGUGUUUUUACACAGGUAUAAGCCAGCAAUGUAAAUAUUUAUAGGAUUUUGGCUCAGUACCUCAAGCUAUACCUGACAGUACAGUUGCAUUUUAGGUAGUAAACCUAUGUAUAUAUAUAAUACCAAGUAGCAUUUUCUCAGUCUUUAGGUUUAGCUAUGGAAAAAAUUUGCUUCAUUUAAAUUUUGGUCAACUUUUUGAAAUCUUUGAUAAAUUCUAUUUUGUGUGAUCCUUUAGUUAAUGAACUUUUAAAAAUGGGGCUUCUGUUUUCAAUAGUAUUGGAUAAUUUGGAACAGAUCUUGAAGUGGUUUUAAUUAGAACUAGUUGGCACUUUAGUGCUAUACUAAAUGUAUACAAAAAGUAUAUGGUGGAAAUAGAUUUUUAAACCCUCAUCUCUUGCCUAUUCCUCAUGCUAACUUCAAGAUUGUGAAAACUAGAAUCUUUAAUAUGAUAAAACCAAAUUUUACAGAAAAGAAAAACCAGAGUGAAAUGAAUUUGUAUUAUUUCAGUAAGUCUAUCUUUGUGUGUUAAUAGUACUUUUCAUACCCUAAAAGAGCAAUGCUGUUAACAGGUCAGGA
Messenger RNA from Arvicanthis niloticus (Nile rat), 6233 nucleotides. RefSeq names its product transcription activation suppressor (gene Tasor). Gene Ontology annotation, cellular component: heterochromatin; nucleoplasm. Gene Ontology annotation, biological process: protein localization to heterochromatin; negative regulation of gene expression, epigenetic. Gene Ontology annotation, molecular function: chromatin binding. The record is from RefSeq and is a predicted model, not a curated record. NCBI's taxonomy places the organism in Eukaryota, Metazoa, Chordata, Mammalia, Rodentia, Muridae.